This is a messenger RNA of Blepharisma stoltei, 2812 nucleotides long. The record is from the annotation of a GenBank genome assembly. Lineage: Eukaryota; Ciliophora; Heterotrichea; Heterotrichida; Blepharismidae.
AUGGAAUUUUUAGACCAUAAAAGCAUGUUUUUGGUAAUUUGCUGACUGUUUUAUGAAAAUCCAUGUCAAAAGCAUUAUUGGCUAAAACUAUGUGAGAAAUUAACAGAUAUUAAAUUUGGUAGCUUUUGAAAGCAGCUUGAAGAAGAUGGUUAUAAGGAAUUAAAGGUACCUGAAGGUUGAUCUUUUCUAGUUCCUUAUUAUAUAUACGACUAUUUCGUAAGAACAAUCAAGUUUUCCAAUAAAGAAAACCUAUUUCUUAACGAGCUUGAUUCUAUUGCAGCAAUCUCACGCUUUCACUUUCCUUUUGCAAAAAAAUUAUGUGAAGAAGAAAUAUCAAAAAUUAAAGCAAUAUUUUCCACAGAGUAUGUUAGAUCAAGAUUUAGCGAGUACAGCGUUUCUUAUGGUGAAGAAUUGAUCGAUGAGUUUUUAAGAAAGAUAUUUAUGUUUGAUUUAGGAGAAAAAAAUACAUCAGCAAGAGUUUUGAUAAAUAAUUAUACUUAACUCAAUUAUUCAGAUAUUUAAAGCGCUACUUCUUCCAAGGGAGUAACGUCAGAAUUUUCAUUUUAACUAUCAAUAAAUGAUGUCGACAGCCAUUUUGUCAAACAAGCAUUCAAGAAAACCCCCAAAAGAACCAGAAAAUCUUAACUGCUUGGGUUGAUCUCGCUCCUAAUUCAGCCCAAUGCGUGUUUAACCUAACUCCCCCCCCCCCUCCGUGAGCGAACAAAAAAAUUUUGUUCGCUCACGGAGGGGGGUUAAUUUUUUUUUUUUAAAAAAAAUUUAUAUAUAAAUUUUAUAAAAAAUAUUUUUUUCGAAAUUUAAAAAAAUCCUAAUUUGCAAAAAUUGGGAAGCAAAUAUAAUUUUAAUUUGCAAAAUUUAUGUUUUAAAACGCAAUUUGUUUAAAAUUAAACAGAAUUAGCUCUAGAUUUCAUUAUACUAAUUAUCACUUAUAUAUCAAAAUUUUUUUCCAUUAAAAUUUUUUCUAUUAAAAAAAAUUUUUGUUCACUCACGGAGGGUGGGUUUUUGGUCAAAAAAUGGCGAUUUUUCUAAUGGUUUUGUUCGCUCACGGAGGGGGGGGGGAGUAAGUUUUACCCUCUUUGGUGUGCGCCAAACAGUAAAAAACUAUCCUUUCUUCAUUAUUAGAUCAGCCUAACUGUCCUAUACGGUAAUCCAUAUUGCGCAUUGCUGAUAAAGGUUUACCUGCCAAACUGAAAUCUAUAAUAGCGGAACGCCCUCGAAGAGUCAUAUUUCCGUACGCAGCAAUUUUAUUAUUAUGAUUAAUUAUUAUACAAUCGUCAAUAGUUAUGCUUGAAUUAGAGACCCUACCAUUCGAUUUUCAGGGACUACUUAUUCGUUGCUAAAUUGCUUUUCUAGCUUUAUUAGUUUUAAAACAUGUAACAAUCUUGAAGAAAGAAUCCGUAGUGUAGAGCUCCCAUCAAGCAUCUUAUUUUUUGAUUUUUUGAAGAAAAUAAAUAAAUAUGCCGCAGAGCUAAUGAGUGAUCCUGCAAAUUACAAUGAAACUCUAGAAAAUCAAAUUAAUCUAAUGGAAAGCUUCGCAAAUGAAGAAAUUAUCAGCAUAGACUUUGUACCCAAAGACUCAGACUUGAAAAACAUGAUUCAAUUGCUGUCCUCAAAUCUUUUUGGUGGUUUAAUGAAAUUUUGAAUGAAAUCAUCGACUUCUGAGCUAUGAUUAAAUUAGAGUAAAACUAGAAUGAGUCUUCAGGGUUUAUUUAAGCCCCUCUCCGCCUUCACCGACUUUAGGCUUCCCGCUCUAAGGAUCGGGAUGAACUAACCCUCUUUUCUGUUGUCAUUACCAAAAAAUGGUAACGUCAGCAUCUCUAAGGGGAGACACAUCCAGGCACUUCCUUAGGCAAACUCCUAGAGGUUAGCACCAUCUGCCUGGAGAUGGGAGGUAGGAGGCGGUCCCAGAAUCUCCAGACUCUGAUCUACUUAUCUAUGAGUCGCGCUAAAAAAACUGUCGUAAUUUCCCGGCCAGGGAUAAAAAACCCACCCAGGACACAAAAAGCCGAGGGCAUGAGAAAAGGCCAGGCGGAUAAGUCACUAUUUUAUUUAUGUUGAGGAGCUAUGAAGUCAAAGAGAAAAGUAUAUAUCAAGAUAUAAUAUAUUAUGCGAAGAAUACUCAAAAGAGUAUCCAGAUGAUUAUAACUAUCUUAUUAAUUCUGUAGAAUAUGAUUGAACAAAAGGAUUCAAAUGUUUCCUUAUUUACUUACCUGAAAUGAUGAAUAAAAUUUUAGGAAACAGUAAAAGUCAAGAUGCAAGUAAAAUUUUUCACUUAAUAAAACCAUUUUUCAAAAUUCUGCUGAGUCAGAAUAUGUAUAAGCUAUGGCGAAAGCUUUUCCUAAAAGGUCAUGUCCUGCAAUCAUUGGUUAUCGAUACAUUUUGCAGCAUUGAGGAGAUUUUCCCGUUAAUUAAUAAGAUAGAAGCUCAAUUUUACUUUUCCGCCUUUGAUAAAUCAUCUGCGAAUUUUGGAAUUGUUGAGAUCAGAAGUGACAUAAAAAUAUUAAUCAAAGAAUUUACCAAGAUUCCAGCUAUAAUGCAAUGCUACCGUGAAAUUGUUACUGAUAUAGAAAUAAAUGAAGCGGAUUAUGAAGGCUUUGUUGAAGAAAUUUUAGAAAAGACAUAUUUGAUAAAAUUUACUAAGGGUGUUGUUGGUAGAUCAACUUGCAAUAAUUUUAUAUUCAUUUCAACCUGCUCAGAAACAGAUGAUAUUGAGUUGCAAAAGGGGGCAAUAUUAGUGACUUUUCUUCAUGAAAUAAUUCAUUUACUAAAACAGAAAAUUUAUUUCAAAAAUUAA